Oryzias melastigma (Indian medaka) is the source of this 8990-nucleotide messenger RNA. RefSeq names its product immunoglobulin superfamily, DCC subclass, member 3 (gene igdcc3). The coding region runs from base 467 to 2758 and encodes 763 amino acids. Gene Ontology annotation, cellular component: plasma membrane; axon. The transcript is spliced from 14 exons. Gene Ontology annotation, molecular function: protein binding. The record is from RefSeq and is a predicted model, not a curated record. Lineage: Eukaryota; Metazoa; Chordata; Actinopteri; Beloniformes; Adrianichthyidae. Gene Ontology annotation, biological process: axon guidance; cell-cell adhesion.
UUCCAACGGGCUAAAUGUUUCACUCAAACCGAGAUAUGAAGACGUUUUUAAUCCCGGCGUAGAGAGCAAAAACAGUCAGGAGUCGACUCUUUUGUUCCAAAAGGAGAUCCAGUGUGCGCGCGCGCGCGUGAGAGGCGGUGUGCGCAUGUGUGUGUAGAGAAAGAGGCAGAGAACACUGAACCUCCACAGAGGCAGUCUUUAGGAUAGCCUACAGCAGUGUGUGUGAGGAGGAUAGAGAGGCUGGGAUGCUGACAGACUCCUCAUAGAUGGAUACACAAAAAUGGCGAGAUCUCCUUCGAAUCACUAGUUUGUAGCUCUGGAUGUCGGAACAUGUCGUAGCUGAAGCUGGAUAUUCCAUUUUUUUGUUCUUCUGCUCAGUGCAUUAUUUUUGAAAGAUCCGCCGUUUGUCUCCCACCACGUUGUUCUGUGCUGGAGUCUUUAUUUUUUGGAAGGGGAGGGGGUUUAAAUGGCACCCACACGGCGGCGGCUGCGCCAUGUUCCGUGCUUUCUGGGAGUUCUCCUGAACGCUUUCAUCGGUGUGGUGUGCGAAGCGGAGCUGUCCUUCACGUUGGAGCCCAGUGACGUCAUCGCUGUGCAGCAGCAGCCUCUCAUGCUCCACUGCCAGGUGGAUGGAAUCCCACCCAUCACCACGCAAUGGAGGCACAACGGCCUGCUCAUACCUCAGGAUCAGCAUCACACCACCUUCAUCAACGGCUCGCUCCUGAUUGCCCACUUCCAGAAGACCAAGUCUGAUGGCUCCACCGAUGAGGGCGACUACGAGUGCAUGGCCCAGAAUUCUUUUGGGCGGGUGGUGAGCCGGAAGGCUCGAAUUCAAGCAGCCACCAUGGCAGACUUCCAUGUCCAGCCAGAGUCGGUGCAUGCUGAAGAGUCUGGCGUCGCUCGAUUCCAGUGUCAAAUCCGUGGUCUGCCAGAGCCUGUCAUCAGCUGGGAGAAGGACAGCCAUCCGGUGGACACUGAAAACGACAGGUACACUCUUCUGCCGACAGGCGUCCUGCAGAUCACAGGACUGCGUGAAGAGGACAGUGGAAAGUACUGCUGCGUGGCUCACAACAGCGCCGGAGUGAAGCACAGUACUGAGGCUCUCCUAACCGUUUCAGGCUCCCUGUCAUCCGUUUACAAAGAGCCCACGAUUCUGGUCGGCCCAGAAAACCUAACCCUCACCGUUCACCAGACCGCCAUCUUGGAGUGCGUUGCUACAGGAUACCCUCGACCCAUCGUGUCCUGGAGCAGACUAGACGGCCGGCCCAUCGGGGUGGAGGGAAUUCAAGUGCUUGGCACGGGGAACCUGAUGAUCUCAGAUGUUGGUGUGCAGCACUCAGGAGUCUACGUGUGUGCUGCUAACAAACCUGGGACCCGCGUCCGAAGGACAGCUCAAGGACGUCUGGUUGUCCAAGCUCCCGCUGAGUUCGUUCAGCCCCCGCAGUCGGUUUCCCGACCAGUCGGUACGACCGCCAUCUUCACUUGCCAAGCUCAAGGUGAGCCUGAACCGCAGCUCACCUGGUUGAAGAACGGGCAGGUCCUGGAGCCAGGAGAACAUGUCAGACUCAGGAACAACAACAGCACCCUGACCAUACACAGCAUCAGCCGCGACGAUGAGGCCAUCUACCAGUGCAUUGCUGAGAACAGUGCGGGCUCCACUCAGGCCAGUGCACGUCUCACUGUGCUGUGGGCUGAUGGACUUCCCGGUGUUCCCACCCAUGUCCAAGCAGACGCCCUAUCACCCACCACCAUCCAGGUGUCCUGGAAGGAGCCGGAUCAGAACACUCAGGACAUCAUUGGAUUUGUGCUUCACAUCCGCAGAACCUCCGACCCGCAGGAGAUGGAGUACGAGGAAGCCGUUAGUAAGACCACACUGCAGCAGGUCAUCCGCGACCUGGAACCCUCUACUAGUUACACCUUCUAUGUAAAGGCCUACACCUCCCACGGAGCCAGCAAGCCAUCUGAAAGUGUUACUGAGAGCACUCACGGGGAGGUGCCAGCUCCUCCUUCGCUCUUCACUAAAGUGUUGAACAGCAGCGCUGUGCAGGUCACGUGGGAAUCGUCCUCCAAGAUGGGCCAGCACGAGGGCUUCAGACUCUACUACAGGAGAGCGCACACACCGCUGUUCACCGGCCCCAUCGUCUUUCCACGCAAUGUUACUCAGUUCAACGUCACUCAGCUCGACUCUUCGCUGGUCUACGAGAUAAAGCUGCUUGCAUACAACCAACAUGGAGAUGGAAAUGCCACCGUGAGAUUCGUCUCCCUUCGGGAGGCACUGGAGAAAUCUGUGCUGGACGGCUCGUGUAACUGCGCAAAAGACGAGCACAGCAAAUCAUCGACAACAGGGAUCAUCAUCGGGAUUCACAUCGGAGUGACCUGCAUUAUCUUCUGCGUGCUCUUCCUCGUCUUCAGCUACCGCGGCAGGCUAAUGAUGUGUAAGACAGUUCAAGCCACCCCCCAGGCAGGGCACAGUGUAGUGCUGGAGUCCUCCUACUCCUCUCAAGGGCCCUCUGGGCUCAACGGGGCCGCCAGGAGAGACAGGGAGGUCAACGGCUGCGCUGCGGGGAAGAAAGCGGUCCACGGCGAGCUGGAGAGACUCUUCUCUCAACCUGAUGCACGAGAUACAUGCAUGUCCAACUCCUUCAUGCUGAACGACACCCAGCUGUCCACCAUACCGCUGGAUGAGGCUAAAAUGGAGAGCGAGACGCAGUUCCAGGCGCAUUCUGCAGCAGACGCGGCUCAGCACGACCAAGGCUAACCAUGUAUGAAGGCCCUUUUACGGGAUGCUUUCUAGUGUCCACUUAGACUUUUCUCUCACUCAGGUUGAUAAGUGUUUCUUUUUCAGAGAAUAGUUUUUUUUUCCUUUUGUGCCAAGUUUUUUUUUUCUAUCGCUCUUUAAGUGGUUUGUUCGGAGGUCUUGGGAGAUCAAGGACUGUGAUUGUGGUCAGGCAGUUUUUAGCUAGAUGGACCACUUUAAAUGUCUUUUGGUCUUUUGUAAAUUUUCUGGUAUUUGGCAGCACAGAGAAGAGAGAGCCCUCCCCCAAAUGUCCUUGUUAUACAAUGACUUUAUUUUUAAGUUUAUAUAUAUAUAUCUAUAUAUCUAUAUAUAAAUACACACAUAUCUUUAUCGUCUUUAUGUCGAACCAGUCAUAAGUUAUUGGUCGUAUCUCUGCUCGCAUCUCUGUGGAUGUCAAAGAUUCCUGCUGCCUGUUCUCUCCCACCAAUGAUUCCACCUUCUUACUCUCAGAAGACCUCAGCUUUCUUCCAGGGAUUCAAUAUAUUCUGUCUCAGGACUUUAUUUCAUUGAUAUCAACAUUUUUUAUCAGUUCUUGGCCUUCAUACAGGUGCUAGACUUGGGCGUGUGAACCUUACAAUUACACGAAAACCUACCUCAGCCGGAAUGAAUGUGUUGUGGGAAGCUUUUAGGGACUGUACCUUCCCCGUUGUUCACAAUACUUUACAUGCGGAGGGAACCGAUUAGAAGGAAAACCACAGGAUCAGGUGCCGCUCUACCUCAGAUGUCAAGAAGCGUCGUCCCCCCCUCUCCAGCGUUAUGGACGUGAAACAGAAAAAUGAGCAUCCAACAUGAAGCACUUCCAAAUGCUGAAAUGAAUGUUCUACCUCAAGAUAACAAUGUAAAUGUUGUCGCUGUUGUUGUUGUUGUUGUUAGUUUGUUUAUUGCAUAAUGAGAACCGUUUUCCUUUGGUGAAGUCGUGUCUUUCCUCCGUUGGAAUUUUUGCAGAGUUGUCAGUACCUCAUGCAAGCUGACAGACUGACAACAUGAUACACAGUCUGCUGAGAAAGUGUCAAUCAUGUUUUUAAGUUUUCUUCAGAAUGUUAUUUAGAAGAUAUUUUUGUUAUUUUUAUGUUUAUGUAUAUUUUUUUCCCCCACUGGUAGCUGUUUUAUGACAAGAGAUACACUGCGUUUUGAAUCAGGAACUUUUACACUGAAACUGUUGCAUAAACAAACACAAAACUGUUCAUGUCGCCUCCAGCCUGAGAACACAGGAGAACAUUUUCAUGUUUUUGUUGUGACAUUUUACCACAAAAUGCUCUGCUAAAAGGUUAAAUGAAGGAAUAAUUUUGAAAUUCUGUAUUUAUUUUUUUUGAGGUGACAAAAUCAGUUCUACCAUCAUUUCUUCUAUCGUGAAAAAGUUCAAAUUUUAUUUGUUCAUAUUAGCUUAGUCAACCAAAAAAACUGCAUUUACAUUUAUUUUUAUCAGAAAUAUUGACAAAUAAGACUAUUCUGUUUAUGCAUUUUGAUUUAUUAGAGUAAAUGGGAAGCCGGAUUUUAUUUUUGUCAAAAAAUAUUAUAAAACCAAAACAUUGAGAGACAAAAUUUAAAAUUUAAUGUUUUACAAAUUAAAAAUGGGACUGAUCUUGUUGAAACAUGGUGUAACUUCAAUUGACAGCAGUGUAACUCUUGGACUUUUUUCUAAAUGUCUUUAUCUGCAGUCAUUUUUUUUUUUUUAUAACAUUGCACGCUUCCUUUUAACCGCAGCAGUAGCCUUUGAAGCAUCUGGUGGCGUGUAGAUGAGGCAGCCUCUGACCUUAUCUGCUGGUAUUCUUCCCAAAACCGCACGAGCUGCUCAGCCUCCUGCCUGCUGUCAACACCGACUGCUUAAAGGGUUUCAGGAACAUCAACCUCUUCCUGUUACACACUGAUCACCACACACACACAUACAGCUAGCUGAGGGGAAUGCAUGGUCGUUGGGUGGUCACACAAUCUGCGUCACCACAUCCUGCACAGGACUUACUUUGAUGCAUCAUGGUUAUCUACCUCAACCCUGUUUCUGGCCUUCUUCUCAGGUCUUCAUGAAGGAAACUCGACACUAUGAACACACACAGGCUGUGGAAAACAAAUGUGAAGUUAUCAUUGCAGUAAUGGGAACGCGAUGGACCCAUAAUUUUCUAGAAAAAUGAAAGAAGACGUUUUCAGGACCUUAAUGCCAUACAUGCACUAAUUAAACACUUCCUGCUUCAUUUCUUCAGGAAACUGACGUCUGGUUAGUUUAGAGUCACAAAUUGAAAAAUUCUCAAAAAGCUGGAGAAAAAGUGAUGCAUCUAGGAAACAAUUCUUCUCACACGGCUUAUUGGUUUAAACAGAUUUAGAUUUAGAGAAUUCAUCCUAAUUAGCUCAGAAAAUUACUAUAAAACACAAUUUCACAUAUGCAGCACUAAAAAAGAGCAUCAAACCUCAGAAACUUUUUAGACCAAUUUCAAACAUUCGCCAACAUUUGACGCCAUGCAUUCAAAGUGAAAAAUCCGUUUCCGCUUGAAGGUUAGAGGCGUCGCCACAGCGGAUAAUUAUCUUUUUUUUUUUUUCAAUGUCUUAUAUGCAAACCAGCAGGGUCUCCAUCUCAGUGAUCAUCUCAAAUAAUGUAUAUUUUUAUGCCUUUUUGUUAAUUAUGUGUCAUUUCUACACAGAUGUUCUGACUGCAUCUAUUUCUUCUAUUUAAUUGUACUCUUGUCAUGUUGCCUUGAGAAAAUGUAAAUUGUCAAAACAGCCAAACAAAUGCCCAACUUUAACGUCUCCUCUGUGUAUAUUAUUAACCGCUGAUGUGGUGUUUUUCUCUUCAGGGCCGCUGAAAUAUCUGUGGGGGGUUUUUUAACCUCUGUUGGGAGUCAUUUCACUUGGGAUAUAAGACGUGUGUGUUUUCUUUUAAUUUCUGGUUCCCUUGUUGUAAUCUAGGGUUAAUCUCCUGCUGCAGCAAAUUGCUCACCCCCUGUAGAUGUGCCAUGCUAUUACGCCUGAAAUGUGGAGCAGAGACAUACGUGUUUACGUGAUUAGACUUUCAUAGAUCGGGUUGUCAUAGGAUCAUUUUAGCAUUAGAAAAGUUCUCAGUGACUGGCUUUAGUGGUGUAAGUCAUCGGUGGAGGGGAUCGUACAGUUUGUAUUUUUACGGCUAAGAAAAAAAAUGGUAUUUUGUUAUUUAUAUUUAGGUCUUGGGCAUGUUUUCUCUUUCCUGUUAGCCUGCCUCCUUUACUGCUUGUUUGUGAAGCCCGAUCUUUGGUCAAGAAGAUUGUGUGCUCAGGGACGCAAUGAUCUUUGCAUUACUUCUGUUAUCUGUCUGAAAAUAGCUGACCUUCUGAAGACCUCCUAGUAUUUCUGCCCAGUUUAGACUCAUCCGUUUGUCGUUGAGGUUAUCAAGACAUUACUAUACUAGUCUGAUAAGAGAAAAUAUCAUCUUUGUUGCUUAAAGUCCCACUCCGAUUGUCAUUUGAGCUCUUAAAAGUGUCCCCAGUGGAAAUGUAACUGCUAUUAUGAAGAUUUUAGCCAAGAUAAAAAUAAAAAAAAUGAUGUUUUCUAGGAUAUAGUUUCUGCAGAGUGGCAGAAGUCAUUCAAAUUUCACUUCUGAGUUGGGAUUGUUGGCUCAGAGUAAGCCCAACCCCUCUUCCCAUCAUCCAUCUGUUUACCCACUAGCUUACAGGCCCUCAACCUAACAUUAGCAGUGCAACAAAAAGGGGUAGGAAUAUCAGAUCUAUCCAGUUUUGAUCCAGAAUCCAGCUCAAAAGAGGAAAACAGAGACUUACAUGGAUCUAUUUGUCUAUAAGUGAAUGUAUCGGAAUGGGGCGGAGCAGCUUUUCGCUGAAGGCUCUAUCAAGCUUUUUCCUACUGUAAUUUUUUUAUCUGCUCCAGAUUUAUAACAUUUGCAAUAAAUAAAUAAAUACUCAGAAAUGCAAUUUUAAGCCUAAUUUGUCCUCUAUUGUGAAAAAGGAAAAAUGUUAUCGGAGUGGGUCUUUAAAGCAUUCAAUUAGAAAUGUGUAAUGAUACAAUUUUUUUGAACUAACUUCGAUUUAUUUGUUUGCUUUUACUGUGGAGUCAGACAAAGAUUCAUUCAAAAAUGAGCUUUACAACAAAUGUAAGACCUUCAAGCUCUCAGAUGUUUUAUUCAGUGACAGAUCAGCUUCAGAUGAAAGUUUAAAGUUUUAGAAAAAAAGCCUCGGUUGUUGUUUUAUGUCCUCUUGGGUUGUGAAUAAAGAAGGCAGAGCUUGAUUCACUCAGAAUAUGCAUCCAGGAAAAAGGCUCUGUGACUGUGAUUCCUAAACACAUUCGUUCAGACAGAGAGGAAUACGUUGGUUAGAAUCGUUAAGUGUUUUGUUCUGAUAGUAUGUUUACCUCAGGGGUGAGGAUGUACGACUCACAAAAAACUCAGUUGUUCUUUUCCCUGAAAGCCCCCUCCGCACACACACAAACACACAAACAAACACACACACCAGGCAGGCAUCCCUAACAUCAGCACCAAAUCACCAUCCUGAUUUUCAUGUGACUCCUUCAGUCAACUUUUCUCUGGUGUUCCGCUCUGAGACGCGCCAAACAAUACUUAGUUUCAUGAUUUUCUAAGUAAUUUGUUGUCAGAUGGUAAUUCAGUGUAACUGUACUUUAAUGUUUGAGAUCAGUAUUAUGAUAUUAAUACUUCUUUCAAGGAGAAGGAUUGAAUCCAGUGUAUUUAAAGGUAGUAGGCAGAGAAAAAUCUACAGUAGAUCUGCAUGAAAAAAACAAACGAAAAAAGAAGAAGAAGAGGAAACUGACGUGUUCUUUUAGCCCGAUUGAAAAGUGUUUGUUAACCUUUAUUGGAUUUGUGAUGGUAACACUGUGAUAUUCAGCCAAAUAAUGGCAAAAUAAUGUUGUGAUCUCAGUAUGGUACUAUUGAUGGUCCUGUUUCACAUUGUCAGUCAAUCUGUUUUGAUGGUGUGUAUUGAUGAAAAUAGGUUGGGUGACCUUUUCUGUUGACGGUGUCUGUCUUGAGCUUCCUGACAACCCCCCCAUUCUGUUCCCAUCAUGCAUCAUGUUCACAUGAGUGAGUGGAGGUGAAGCUGUCGGCCCCGUUGCUUUUUCACUUCAUCUUUAGUUAACAAUUUUUAUAGUCAUUUACAUGAACAAAGGAAAUAAAAUAUAGGACAAAAUCAAACACUCAAUUAGGAGGCAAAAAGAUUGUAAAUGUUCAUGGAGAAUGCUGGGAAACGGAGUUUGAAAAUCCCCUGCAGGGAAAAUCUAUGUCAAUAUAAAUUGUCAACAUAUCAAAACAUGUAGGCGUUGGAUUAUUUGACCGUCUUUUUCCCAGCGCAGCUGCAAGGUGCAUCAGGAAUUUGACUCAUAUGCAUAAAAUCGAAGACUAGUGUAAAUCAUUAAUGCUCCAAACUAAACUUUAGUUUGACUGACGAUGGGAUUUCAAUGCUUAAUUGCUAACGAAAUCAUAAAAACUCCUUGAGAAUUGCCAAAAAUGCAUCAGUUAUGAAAUGUUUGAUUUAACAGAAUUGGAUUAAACUUUGAAUUAUUCACAAUUUUAGCUCAAUUAUUGUGAAGACAGAAGCUCAUUUCUGUCCAGCGAGUUUACCAUAUGAUUACGAUCCACCACAAGGAUGAUUCUUUAUUUAAGCAAAGAGUAUUAGUAUCGCUUUGUGUUCUUAUCAGCUUGUGCUUUUUCUCAUUUUGACACAAUUCUCAUUCCAUCUAUGCAUUUUUUAAGUUUCUUUUUUUUUUUUUAAGUACUGCAGGGUUUCAGUGUGGUGCCAACCCGAAUACAAAAUGUGCAAACUGUGCAUUUCCAGUUCAAACUGUGUUUACUGGGUCUGAUUAACUGUGUUAAAGGGAGCUCAGAUCUUUCCAUUUAGCUCACGGUCACACGAAAUGACAUUUGUCUGUCUGAUUCUUCUGCCUGUCUGUCUUGUUGUGUGUCUGUCUGCUGAGGUCACUGCUAAUACUUGCUCCCGGUUUAAUUCAGGUUUGAAGAAGUGUUCUCAGAGCUUUGGCAGGGAUCACUGUAUGUCUACACAAAUGUUUCUACACUCUCUCUAGACCAGGGUGUUACAAUUAUAAAUUAUAAAUCUUUAUACAUAUCCACAUGUACUGUAUGUACUGUAUGUGUGUAUGUAUAUGUGUAAAAAUAGACCAAUUUUAGUGGUUUGUAUUGUUUUAGGGUUCAUUGUGAAACACUGAAGACAUAAAAAGCAUUAAUAGUAAUAAACUAGCGCUAGUAAAAAAAAAA